This is a messenger RNA of Phaeodactylum tricornutum CCAP 1055/1, 795 nucleotides long. RefSeq lists its product with no specific name. Lineage: Eukaryota; Bacillariophyta; Bacillariophyceae; Surirellales; Neidiaceae. The coding region runs from base 1 to 795 and encodes 264 amino acids. The transcript has 2 exons. The record is from RefSeq and is a predicted model, not a curated record.
AUGGACCCUCUUGAACAUGUUCUUGUGAACCUUUUGGGAGCGACGACACCGGAUUCGUCGUACCGUCGGUUCUUUGAAGAGUACGGUAUUACUCAGGCCAGCGAGUUGGCCUCAAUCACCGAGAAUCGUCUUGCAACGGUGUCAUAUGGUGUUUUGACCCCUUCUGUGGGAGAUACCCCUGCUACCAUUGUUCGUAUGUUUCUUCCGCCUGCCCAGCAGGAUCGGAUCUUGAAAAUUGUCAAAUGGUUCCUCUCGAAAGGUACCGACGUGACAAACGAAACAUGGUUUGAACUUACCCCUGAAGUCCUUGAGUAUUGGCAACCAGCCUCUGCUAUUGUUGCCCCUGCUACCCCUGUUGGAUCGGAUGCUCGGAGUUCCUUUGUUGAAAGUGCUGCCGCAAAGUUUCGGAAGACAAUCAAGAAUCACUCCGUUCCGUACCCAAAGUUCAGUGAAGACCGUUUUUGGGUCACUUGGAAUACGAAUAUUCGUAUCAAGCUCCGUAUCCAUGGCGUCCAGUUGGUUCUUGACCCGGAUUAUUUGCCCGAGACCGUCGACGAGACGGAUACAUUUGUCGAAAUGCAGAACUUUGUCUUUGGCGUGUUCAACGAUAUAUUGUUGACCCCUCGUGCGCGUGGAAUCCUCCACAAGCAUGUGGAUGAAUUGGAUGCUCAGGCUGUUUACCGCGACCUUGUUGCCUCGUACGGUAAAGCUCACUUUGUACUCAUUUGCGACUUCAAAGAGCAAGACCUGUGUUGCUUUUUUGACGACUUGGCGCAAUUUGAUUUACGAUCUUGA